AUGCAUUUCAAAAUUGGGAAAUAUAACCUCACAAGUGUGAAAGACUUGGGCCACCUGUCUACAAGAAUAUCCAAUUCUACAUCCACUCACCUCACUGCCUUUCUGCUGACUGGAGUCCCAGGAUUAGAAGACUUCCAAAUCUGGAUCUCCAUCCCCUUCAGCUUCAUGUACCUUUUGGCUGUGAUAGGCAAUGGCUUGGUUAUGGCAGUGGUGGUUGGGGACAGGAACCUCCAUGAACCCAUGUAUCUCUUCCUGGCCAUGCUGGCACUCAAUGAUGUUCUCCUUUGUACUGUGACAGUGCCCCAAAUGCUUCUUAUCUUCUGGAAGGGUCCUUCCCCAUUAACAUUCCCUGCAUGUCUCACACAGAUGUUUUUUGUUCAUGCUCUGUUCCUCUCUGAAUCUGCUGUUCUCUUGGCCAUGGCUUUUGAUCGCUACGUGGCUAUCUGUACACCACUCCAUUAUGCAACCUUUCUUACAGGUUCUCUCAUUAGCAAGGUGGGUCUGGCUCUGGUGACUCGGAGUGUGGCUGUGGUCACUCCUGGUGUCCUCCUCAUUCUCCGGCUACGCUUUUGCCGGGAAAACAUCAUCCACCAUACCUACUGUGAGAACAUGGGCAUUGCCAAGUUGGCCUGCAAUAGCAUUGCCCUCAAUAGCAUUUAUGGGCUCACUGCUGCUCUCCUCACCACAGGGCUAGACUUUUGCCUCAUCUCCCUGUCCUACUGGCUAAUCCUGAGAACGGUCUUCCAACUACCUUCUAGGGAAGCCCGGACAAAAGCCUUUGCAACAUGUGGAGCUCAUAUAUGUGUCAUCUUGAUAUUUUAUACUCUGGCCUUCUUUUCCUUCUUUACCCAUCGCUUUGGAGAUCAUGUACCCAAGCAUGUCCUUAUCCUCCUGGCAAACCUCUACUUACUGGUGCCACCCACUAUGAACCCCAUUGUUUAUGGAGUAAAGACAAAGGAGAUAAGAAUGCAUGGUAAAAAGGAAGCUAAUAGGGAACUGCUUCAGUACCAUCAAGGAAUAUCUCAACAUAAUGAGUUUACAGAUGAGGCUACUUUGGUACAGAAGGAAAUAAGUCAUUUGCUCAACUUGAAAAUCGAGCAAGCAUUAGAGCCAGACAACUUCAUUUAUACAGACAAGCCCCAGUCAAGAGAAGCAGGGAUUGGUGGUGGUAAUAAGCCAGGCAGAUUGAGGAAGAUAGCAGGACCUUAA
This is a messenger RNA of Puma concolor (puma), 1209 nucleotides long. RefSeq names its product olfactory receptor 52B2-like. Gene Ontology annotation, molecular function: G protein-coupled receptor activity; olfactory receptor activity. NCBI's taxonomy places the organism in Eukaryota, Metazoa, Chordata, Mammalia, Carnivora, Felidae. Gene Ontology annotation, cellular component: plasma membrane. The record is from RefSeq and is a predicted model, not a curated record. Gene Ontology annotation, biological process: G protein-coupled receptor signaling pathway.